Molecule: messenger RNA, 1143 nt
Organism: Colletotrichum orchidophilum
Lineage: Eukaryota; Fungi; Ascomycota; Sordariomycetes; Glomerellales; Glomerellaceae
Exons: 3
Coding region: 1-1143 (380 amino acids)
Molecular function (GO): dioxygenase activity
Source: RefSeq, a predicted model, not a curated record
AUGACAGUUGCUGGUUCGAAUAAGAUGGAUGGCGCAGCUGCACCCUACGAGCCGACGGCAAAUCUGGACACGGUGGUUUUCUCCAAAGUGUUGGACCGUGAUCCUGAGACAAUCCACAAAAUCAUCUCGGCCUGCGAGAAUGUUGGGUUCUUUUACCUGGACAUAUCGGACCAAUAUUCCGCGACAUUGCUAAGUAAUCUCGAAAAGUUGAACAUUGUCAUGAAAGAUUGGUUCGACCAGCCCACCGCCACCAAGCGCAAGGAACUUGCGAUCAGCAUGGCGUCUCAUGGAUACAAGCCCAUUGGUUCCCAGGCUGGGACUCACGGGGGGCGAGAUGGCUGGGAGGUUCUCAAGACAGGUAGCUUCGAAUUGGCAGGUCGAUGGGGUCUUCCGCCAGUGGUAGAAGACAACCUCCAGACGUUCACUUCUUUCCAAAGCCAGUGUCACUACAUCACAAGAGUGUUGCUUGACCGCAUCUCAAACGCCCUAGGACUCAAGGGAGCCCAAAGCCUCAACCACUUCCACCGCAGCGAUUGUCCAUCCAAGAGCGCGCUUGCCUUUUUGCACUAUAUCCCCAUGGACCCAACGGGAGGCUACGCCGGGCACAAUGUUCACACCGAUUAUGGGACACUGACGCUUGUUUUCGCGCCUCAGUGGGGUUUGCAAGUCCUCUCCCCUCCCGAAAUCUCCCCUCCAUCUUCAGCCUCCUCCUCAGUGUCUCACGACUCAGACGAAAGUCUCGACAGCGGCUACCACAGAGGACACAAUGGGGACCAAAACGACCAAUCAAAGAACCUACAAUCUGAAAACCUCGACAAGGAAGAGACACCUGAAGCACCACUGGAGUGGCAGUACGUAGAGCCGCGUCCCGGUUGCGCUGUUGUCAACGUGGCUGAUGUGUUGCGAUUCUUGACUCGAGACCGAUUGAAAUCAGCGGUGCACAGAGUGCUCCCGCUGCCGGAUGUGGAUCGCUACUCUGUCACAUAUUUCCUGAGACCCAGUGACGAUGUCGAAUUCGUUGACGGCGAUGGUCGGCUCACUAACGUCAUGGAUUGGUAUGACCGCAAGAACAAUAUGUAUGAAGCUUCUUAUGGGGCCCAAGACCGGUCCCUGCUCAUCGGAGGAUUAUACAAGGAGGUCUAG